AUUUCCUUCCUUCUUUCCUUUCUUCGUUACAUUCUUUUUUGUUUUCAUUUGCAUUUUGCUGCCAUCUUGUAUAUUUUCAGUUUUAUUUAUUAAAUAAUUUUUGCACACGAUGGACGCUGAAGCUGCACAGGAGAACAAAUCGCCCAUAGGCGGUCGUUUCAUUGCGCUUUUGCGCCGCACACAAACUGGCAUCCUGUUCUCAGACCCACUAUUUGUCGCUCACAGUGAGCUCCUGCCGGAGCUUCCUGAAGGCCUGCAAUACAUUGUCAUUCACCCAUCCGCCACUGCUGGUGUGUCAGACAGCGCGUCUGGAGCACAGGGGAAGCCUUACACGUUGGAGGCAUUCUUGCCCAAAGGCAAUUCGAGUUUCAAAGCAAAGCAAACCUUGAAGCAGCAACAGCCUUUGGCGUUGCCUGUGGACGAGGACUAUGGUUAUUUCAGCAGCUUCCUGCCCACCAGAGACUCUCUGCAAUCGUCUCUCAGGGCGUCCGAAUACGGUGUGCUUAGAAGAGAAGACCUGUUUUUGGCCGAGACGGCGAAUGCCAUUGAUGGUAGCAACCAACACACUGGCGCUGAUGCUGCUGUCUCGAUGGCAGAUAUAGAUUCGGCACUAGAAUACGCGAGCACAUUUCUGGAAAACUCGACCGACCAGCACACAAUAUCCCCUGAGCUGCUCAGCGAUCUUGGCCUGACACCGGCCGACGUGGGAUUGGACUCGCAUUUGCCCAGCAAGAACGGCAGCAACAGUAACACACAGGACGAGACCGCCGAGUCAAUUUUGAGCGCCAACGACCGACUCCUGGCACAGCUGCUGGAUAUGCAGGACAAACGUGCGGCGAGUGGUGAUUUUGGUCUUAUCACAGAUGCCGAGAGGGACGUGGCCAAGCAGCUGCAGAUAAAUUUAGCCAGAGUCGCUGGUGCUCAUGCACCAGCUGCCCUGCGUCCGUCAGUUGAUGCCAUUCACAGUGCAGCCAAGCUGCUUCUCGCAAAGUCCCAAGGAUCCUAUGUUGGCACGUUGCCGCCACAGCAGCGCUAUGCGUUUGUGACUAAUUCCGCUUCAAAUGCCAGCCUCCCGCCUGCCGCAACCAUGGCGCCAAUGCAAAGCGCGCCACCACCACCGCCGCAGCCAUCAUCAUCAUCGCAACCGCAGCAGCAGCAAAAACAAAGCCUAGGAGUGGCAUUCUAAUUUUCCUCUAAAAAUACUAUUAUCCAUUUUUAUCCUUCAUCCUUUAAACAAAAAAUAAAGAAUUAGAAACA
Kickxella alabastrina is the source of this 1257-nucleotide messenger RNA. RefSeq lists its product as uncharacterized. The transcript has a single exon. Lineage: Eukaryota; Fungi; Kickxellomycota; Kickxellomycetes; Kickxellales; Kickxellaceae. The record is from RefSeq and is a predicted model, not a curated record. Bases 110 to 1186 code for a protein of 358 amino acids.